AGGUUGUUUGGGGGAGGAGCAGGGGAAGGGCUGGGGGCUCGGCUCCCUUCCUGGCUCCACCCUUCCCAGGAUUAUAAAUUGGUGACUGGUGUGCACUUUUAACCGCAAGAGUGAGUGUGAGGCUGAGAUGUAGAGCAAUCCUGAGGACCUGAAGAGAGACUUGCUGCCAGAGAAGGACAUUUUUAAGGUUUUGUUGGCUGAAAAAGGUGUCUCUGGAAUCCCCCUCCAGAUCUUUCUUGAAGAUUCGAAAAGAAUUAAAUUAGGGCCAUGGGGACACAUAAGGUCACCGCACCUCUGAUCUUUGCCAUCACCAUUGCUACAAUAGGCUCUUUCCAGUUUGGCUACAACACUGGAGUCAUCAAUGCCCCUGAGGUGAUCAUAAGGGACUUUAUCAAUUACACUUUGGAAGAGCAUUUAGAAAACGUUCCCAGUGACGUGCUGCUGACGUCCCUCUGGUCCUUGUCUGUGGCUAUCUUCUCCGUGGGUGGUAUGAUUGGAUCCUUUUCCGUUGGACUCUUUGUCAACCGCUUUGGCAGGCGCAAUUCAAUGCUUAUUGUCAAUCUGUUGGCUAUCACUGGUGGCUGCCUUAUGGGAUUCUGCAAAAUAGCAGAGUCAGUUGCAAUGUUGAUCCUGGGCCGGUUGAUCAUUGGCCUCUUCUGCGGACUCUGCACAGGAUUUGUGCCCAUGUACAUUGGAGAGAUAUCUCCUACUGCCCUGCGGGGAGCCUUUGGCACUCUGAACCAGCUGGGCAUCGUUAUCGGGAUUCUGGUAGCCCAGGUCUUUGGUCUGAAUAUCAUCUUGGGAACGGAAGACCUUUGGCCCGUGCUAUUGGGCUUCACCAUCCUUCCAUCCUUCCUACAAAUCAUAGCCCUUCCAUUUUGCCCAGAAAGUCCAAGAUUCUUGCUGAUUAACAGAAAGGAAGAAGACAGUGCUAGAAAGAUCCUCCAGCGGCUGUGGGGCACCCAAGACGUGGCUCAGGACAUCCAGGAGAUGAAAGAUGAGAGUGUUAGGAUGUCACAAGAAAAACAAGCCACUGUGCUGGAGCUCUUCAGAUCGCCGAACUACCAACAGCCCAUCAUGAUUUCCAUCAUGCUCCAACUCUCUCAGCAACUUUCUGGAAUCAAUGCUGUGUUCUAUUACUCAACAGGAAUCUUCAAAGAUGCUGGUGUUAAGGAGCCAAUCUAUGCCACCAUUGGUGCCGGUGUGGUUAAUACCAUCUUCACUAUAGUGUCUCUGUUUCUAGUGGAAAGGGCAGGAAGGAGGACUCUACAUAUGAUUGGCCUUGGAGGAAUGGCUUGUUGUUCCAUCCUCAUGACUAUUUCCCUGUUAUUAAAGGAUGAUUAUAGCUGGAUGAGCUUUCUUUGCAUUGGGGCGAUCUUGGUGUUUGUGGCCUUCUUUGAAAUUGGCCCAGGCCCUAUUCCCUGGUUUAUUGUGGCCGAACUCUUCAGCCAGGGACCCCGCCCAGCUGCAAUGGCAGUGGCUGGCUGCUCCAACUGGACCUCCAACUUUUUGGUUGGACUACUCUUCCCUUCAGCUGCAAAAUAUUUAGGACCCUACGUGUUUAUUGUCUUCACCGGCUUCCUCGUGAUCUUCUUGGUCUUCACCUACUUUAAAGUCCCUGAGACCCGCGGCAGGACUUUUGAGGACAUUACACGAGGCUUUGAAGGGCAGGCACACAUGGCUAACAGAGCCGAGAAAGCCGCCAUGGAGAUGAACAGCAUGCAGCCUGAUAAGGAUACCACCAACGUCUAAGCCGUGCUUCCUUCCCACCUCCCUCCCAACAUGAAAAGUAACCUCUCCCUGAAUGGGGAGAGAUCUCAUCAGGUUGUAACCCAGGACUGUUUCUGAAUGCUGCUACUUGAUUCUUUUCUCAUCCCCACACUCCAUGAGCACUCACAGGACCCCAGUGCUGGGGUUAGUUGUAUCUUCAGUGGCUUUUUAAACAUUUCAUUUCUUGGACAUUCUCUUCUGUUUGGAAGAGACCAAGUGAACCUACCUUCAUUUCAGGAGGGAUUGGCUACUUGGCAUUUGACAACUUUGCCAGCUCUUCCUCCUUUAAGUUCUAAUAUUGCCUCAUGAGGGCAUGUAGGGGAGAAAGAGUUCCCCAACCUCAGACUCACCAGGAAACAGAUAGACAUGAGAGUGUGGAGGGCAGAGAGGAAUUACAUAAGAGCAUCUUCCUCACUUCCAUACCGCUCUGCAGAGCAAAUUAAUUUGAGUUUUAUUUAUUUUAUCUUCUGGUUUUAUUGCAUAAGUAUUUAUUUUUUUAAGUGUAAUUUUACCAAAUAAUGAAAACAUAAGGAAAUUGAGGUUAGAGGGAAGUACUUACAGAGUUUAUAGGGUGGAAGAUUUGAUACUGAAGAGGUUUAUAGUUUAAUAAGGGAAGAUUUACACAGAAAUGUAAUGCGUUAUUGGAAGGUAUAUGAUGAGGUAUGUGAGGUUUGCAGAUUGCCUUUUAACAAUUUCUGUCCUUCAGAUGGAAAUUCUCAAGUUCAAUUUGUCAGAAAAGUCAUGUGCCUGUGUAAAGAAGCUACUGGUUUCCUUUGGAACGUUUUCUUUGUUUAAGAUUAUAUGUAGUAUUACUUGAAAUCUAGGAUUAUUACUAAGGUGGGCAUUGUAGUUAAUGGUGGUUGAUGGGUUCUGAUUUUGGAUGGAGUCCAGAGAAGGGAAGGUUGUUUGUUCAAAUCAAUCGUCUUCCUCUUAUAGUGGACUCACUUUAUUUUUAUUAUUUUUUUAAGUUUUCCUACCAUUCAUCUGGUGGGAGAGCAACCUAAAAUAUUGGUUCUUGAUAAAGGUUUGGUUUUUCUGCAUUUUGUUCUUUAGGAAAUUUUAGAUAUUUAGAUUUUUUUAAAUUUAGUUUUAAGCCAUAGCUUUAAAAGAAUUCAGAGGAGAGUGUUCAUAGCUAACUUGGAAUUUGUAACCUCAGCAUUGGGAGAGGAUUUUUCCUGAAUGACUGUUACCUAGUUGAAGUAUGUUACUGCUUUAGGGUCAGCCCAUGCCUGUUUUGGUCUGUUUCCAUGUCAACUUACUCUUGUUAUCAUGUUACCAUAGUAUUAUAUCAAGUGCCCGAAGGGCACUUGAAUCUUUCCCAUAGACCAUGUUGGAGAUGGUAUGAGUAAAUGUGCAGUGUAGCCCACACUUGAGAGAGUAUGAAUGUAUGUGCACUGUCACUUUGCUCUGGGUGCAAGUCGUUUAUUGGUAACUUGUUUCCUCUGUGUUCCUACAGCCCCCUUUUGGAUGGAAUGUGUUAACGUUUAUUCCUGGGUAUAUAAGUAGCACUGCCUCUGCUGGGUGGGAUUUGCAUCUGUGGCUUUCUUCCUAACAUGUAGAGAACUCUGCCUCACUCUAGACUCAGACAAUGGGAGCAGGAGAGUGUGAAAUCAGGACAUGUGGCCUCCUAGGGGAGCUUGAAGGAAGUCAUGGUGGGGAGGAGACAUUCUUUUCAAGGGGAUGAGAAAUACACUAAGACUUGUAAAUCUGGAAGGUUUCAAAGAGUUAGAUGAGAUGAAGGUAUUUACACUUGCCAUAGGUCACAGACACCUCCACUGUCUAGUUCCCUGUGUUUUUAUAAAUGGUGACACCCUCUUUUCCCUUUUUCAUGUUGCUUGACCUCCCAUCCCCUCCUUGGUGCUUAUACAUUUGAGGCCCUUCAGCCAAAUCCUUGCCUACGACAAUAUUUUAGUUCUCAGUUCUUACCAUCCCCUCUGGUCGUUGAGCCUUUGGAUAAAAACUCCGAGCUAUGACGUGGGACUUUGCUGGGACAGGUGGCUUUCCUCCAACUGCACCUCCACUUCUGGCUCCUCAAAACCGUGGGUGGGCAGUAUGAAGUUUCCCCAUUUCUCAGUGACCAGAUUGUGAAUAUUUCCAAAUACGUUUUAUAUUAUUAAUGUUACUGUGGUUCUUCGUUUUGAAAUAAAAAUUCUGAAUGUA
Molecule: messenger RNA, 3930 nt
Organism: Myotis daubentonii (Daubenton's bat)
Lineage: Eukaryota; Metazoa; Chordata; Mammalia; Chiroptera; Vespertilionidae
Gene: SLC2A3
Product: solute carrier family 2 member 3
Biological process (GO): dehydroascorbic acid transport
Cellular component (GO): plasma membrane
Molecular function (GO): D-glucose transmembrane transporter activity
Source: RefSeq, a predicted model, not a curated record